AUGGCUUCCACUUCACCUUCGACGGGCGCCAUCAUCCUCUACGACAUUGCCCACAGGCCCCCCGUCACCGAGACGUGCUGUUCGCCAAACCCGUGGAAGAGUCGGCUUGCGCUCAACUUCAAGGGCCUCCCGUACUCGACGUCGUGGGUGGGCAUGCCCGACAUCUCCAAAGUUCGUCGUAGCCUCGGCGAGCCGGCCGGUCGCCAGUUCGCCGACGGCACCGAUUUCUACACGCUGCCCAUCAUCCAAGACGCUGCCACAGGCGCCACCGUCGGAGAUUCCUUCGACAUCGCCGUCUACCUGCAGCGCACGUAUCCCGACUCGGGCGCUGGCCAUCUGUUCCCCAAACAAACCCUCGACUACGCCUUUGUCCAGAGCGCCGCCUUUCCGGUGCCGCUGUCGGAGCGCCCGGACGGCGGCUUUCCCGACUACGCCCGUUUCAACACAAACGUCGAUGCCGCCUUCACCACCCACGUUCCGCUCAUGGUUGACGGUCUGCCGCUUGAUCCCGCCACCGCUGACGAGACAAGGGCCGAGUUUGUCCGCCGCGCCGGCGUCAGCUCCUGGGAUGACUUCUCCUUGACCGGCGAGGCGCGAGAGGAGCUCACGGGAUCCUUUCGCCGCACGCUGGGCGACCUCGCCAGGCUGUUCCUGAGGAACACUGACGGACCGUUCCUGCUCGGGCAGCAAGCUAGCUAUGCAGACCUGAUUGUCGGCGCCUGGCUGCGCAUGGCACAAAUUACCUUGCCCAAGCCAGAGUGGGAAGAGGUGAGGCAGUGGCAUGGCGGUGUUUUCGGGCGGCUGCACGAUGCACUGGAGACAUUUGCCGAGGUGAAGUAA
Metarhizium album ARSEF 1941 is the source of this 840-nucleotide messenger RNA. RefSeq names its product Thioredoxin-like fold protein. The coding region runs from base 1 to 840 and encodes 279 amino acids. NCBI's taxonomy places the organism in Eukaryota, Fungi, Ascomycota, Sordariomycetes, Hypocreales, Clavicipitaceae. The record is from RefSeq and is a predicted model, not a curated record. The transcript has a single exon.